This is a messenger RNA of Prunus armeniaca (apricot), 999 nucleotides long. NCBI's taxonomy places the organism in Eukaryota, Viridiplantae, Streptophyta, Magnoliopsida, Rosales, Rosaceae. The record is from the annotation of a GenBank genome assembly.
AUGGCUAUACCUUACAAAAAUUCCAGGACCUUGUGCUUUUUCUUGAUCCUGAGUUUUGGCCUGUGUCUGGUAAUUACAUCUGCAGAGCUUGAGAGGUUCGAACAUCCCACCAAAGAAGAUGGAUCACUUAGUUUCUUGGUACUUGGUGACUGGGGGAGAAGAGGAGCUUUUAACCAAUCUCAAGUUGCCUUUCAGAUGGGAAAGGUUGGAGAGAAGCUUGACAUAGAUUUUGUGGUUUCGACGGGCGAUAACUUUUAUGAUAAUGGAUUGGCAAGCGAACAUGACACAGCAUUUGAGGAGUCAUUUACCAAAAUCUACACAGCAAAGAGCCUGCAAAAGCAGUGGUACAGCGUGUUGGGCAACCAUGACUACAGGGGUGAUGCAGAGGCUCAACUGAGCCCUCUUCUUAGGAAAAUUGAUAGCAGAUGGAUUUGCUUGAGGUCUUUCAUUGUCAAUGCAGAAUUAGCAGAGAUUUUCUUUGUGGACACCACUCCUCUUGUCAAUAAGUACUUCACAAACACAGAGGACCAUACUUACGAUUGGCGAGGCAUUACCUCUCGCAAGGAUUAUAUUGCAACCUUAUUGAAGGAUGUCGAGUUUGCACUGAAGAAGUCGUCUGCAAAGUGGAAGAUAGUUGUUGGUCACCAUGCAAUUAGAAGUGUUGGGCAUCAUGGUGAUACAGAGGAACUUAUAAAGCAGCUUCUCCCAAUCCUUCAGGCCAAUGAUGUCGAUUUUUACAUGAACGGGCACGAUCAUUGCCUAGAACACAUCAGUGACACAGAAAGCCCAAUACAAUUUCUAACAAGUGGAGCAGGGUCCAAAGCAUGGAGAGGAGACAUUAAGGGGUUAAACAAAGAAGGGCUCAACUUCUUUUAUGAUGGUCAAGGCUUUAUGUCUGUGCAGUUGAAUCCCACGGAUGCAGAGAUCGCUUUUUAUGAUGUUUUUGGCAAGGUUUUACAUAGAUCGCAUUCUUCCAAGCAGCUUCACCCAUCUAUAUAA